AAUCUGGCUGGAGGGUGUGCCCUUAAAGCCAGUCAGACUGGUCCUGUCAGGUACGGAGUACACACCCACACGUUUACACAGGCCGCAAUCUCCGGUAAGAAUGUACCUGUACUACAGCCGAGUGGGUGGUGGCUGUCAUUCAGUCGUGCUGUUUGGACAACGAUAGGCAACAACUCCACACUGACAGUGUCGGGGGAGCAAGCUCGACGAGGGCGAUGGAUUCCCCAGCGCUAGGAGCUGCCGGGACAGCAGGGGGAGCUGGCGAGGGAAGGCGUGACCCCUUUGACAGGAGGCCAUUGGGCGAGGCCGGCGCUAUGGGUGUGAAUACAGCAGGAGCCACUCCACUUUCUCCUGCUGGAGAGGAGGGGAAACCACAGGCGGCGGACCUAUACUCUAUGGACAGUUCCCUAUCAUCAUCCGACAGCGAGGAUGAGGACAAGGAGAACAAGAAGAAGAAGGAGAAGAAGAAGAAGUUGAAGAAGAGAGCCAAGAAGCGAAAGGCAUCAAGUUCAUCCUCAUCAUCCUCUUCUUCAUCAUCAUCUUCUUCUUCCUCCUCAUCCUCGUCUUCUUCCUCCUCAAGCAGUUCCUCAGACAGUGACAGUGAGGAUGAAAAGGAGAAGAAGAAGAAGAAGAUGAAAAAGGAGAAGGAGAAGAAAAAGUGCUCAGGCGGUACUGCUGCUUCAUCUGAGUCAGGGUUAGUCACUGAUAUGGCCGUUCCCUUCACGGAGGUGGAGGAUGGAGGACUGCAGAAGUGUAAAGACCUAGCUGGCUCGCAAUCAGAGAGUGAUGGAGAGCCAAAGAAGAAAAAGAAGAAGAAAGACAAGAAGAAGAAGAAAAAGAAGAAGAAAUCAUCCAAGAAGAAAAAGAAGAAGGAUUCUAGCUCCAGCAGUUCCUCCUCGGAUAGCUCUUCCUCUGACAGUUGCAGUGAAGAUGAAAAGAAGAAGAAGAAGAAGAAGAAGAAAGACAAGAAGAAGAAAAUGAAGAAGAAGAAGGAUUCCAGCAGCUCUUCCUCAUCUUCAUCCUCAGACAGCUCCAGUGAUGAUGAGGAGUGUGAGAAGAAGAAAAAGAAGAGUAAAAAGGAUAAGAAAGACAAGAAAAAGGAGAAUGAGGAGGGUGAGGAGAAAAUCGAAGAAGACAGCGAGAUUGGUGUUGCCUCGGAUGCCGCUUUUCUCGAUGACGAAUGCCUGUCAACACGUGCCGAUGAUGGACACCUGAGCGAUGACGAGGGAGAAGAGCCAGAGGGAAAGAAAAAGAAGAAGAAGAAGAAAGACAAGAAGAAGAAAGACAAGAAAAAGGAUUCUGGUUGCUCUGGCUCUGACAGUGACAGCUCUUCAUCAGACAGCGAGGAUGACAAAAAGAAAAAGAAGAAAAAAAAGAAAAUGAAGAAGAAAAAAGACUGCAGCUCAUCUUCCUCCUCAGACAGCUCUUCUUCCUCGGACAGUGACAGUGACGAUGACAAGAAGAAGAAGAAAAAGAAGAAGAAAGAUAAAAAGAAGAAAAAGAAGAAGGUGAAGGAUUCCUGCUCCUCUUCGGAUAGCUCCUCAGACAGCGACGACGACAAGAAGAAAAAGAAGAAGAAGAAGAAGAAGGACAAGAAGAAAAAGAAGAAGAAAGAUAAGGACUCUGACUCAUCCUCAGACAGUGACGAUGACAAGAAAAAGAAGAAGAAGAAGAAGAAGAAGGACAAGAAGAAGAAAAAGAAGAAGGUAAAGAAGGAUUCCAGCUCCUCUUCAUGCUCUGACAGCUCAUCUUCAGACAGUGAUGACGACAAGAAAAAGAAAAAGAAGAAAGACAAAAAGAAAAAGAAGAAGAAAGACAAGAAAAACAAAGACAAGGAUUCCAGUUCCUCAUCAUCAGAGAGCUGCUCGUCCUCUUCAGACAGUGAAGAUGACAAGAAAAAGAAAAAGAAAAAGAAAAAGAAGAAGGAUAAAAAGAAGAAGAAAGAUAAAAAGAAGAAGAAAGACAAGAAGGAUUCAUCCUCGGAUUCUGACAGCUCCGCCUCCCCCUGCUCUUCUUCUUCCUCUGACAGCGAUGACGACAAGAAGAAAAAGAAGAAGAAGAAGAAAGACAAGAAAAAGAAGAAAAAAGUGAAAAAGGACUCAGAUGCAUCCUCUUGCUCUGGCAGUGAUGACAACAAGAAGAAGAAGAAGAAAAAGAAAAAGGAUAAGAAGAAGAAAAAGAAGAAGAAGAAGGCAAAGGACUCUGGCUCUUCAGGCUCUGACUCUUCAGAUGGCUCCUGCUCAGACAGUGACAAGAAGAAAAAGAAAAAGAAGAAGAAAGACAAAAAGAAGAAAGACAAGAAGAAGAAAGACAAGAAGGACUCUGGCUCUUCAGGCUCUGACUCUUCAGAUGGCUCCUGCUCAGACAGUGACAAGAAGAAAAAGAAAAAGAAGAAGAAAGACAAAAAGAAGAAAGACAAGAAGAAGAAAGACAAGAAGGGGUCUGGCUCUUCAUCUGAUGGCUCAUGCUCAGACAGUGACAAAAAGAAAAAGAAAAAGAAGAAGAAGGACAAGAAGAAGAAAGACAAGAAGAAGAAAGACAAGAAGGGUUCCUCUGGCUCUUCAUCUUCAUCAGAGAGUGACAAGGAGAAUAAGCCUGGGAAGCUUGAGCAGGUCUGUGAGGGAGGGGACCCCCCACCACCAGAGUUCAGCACUGGCGGCGGCGGCAUGGGUGGCAGUGGCAGUGGCAGCAGUGGCGCUCACGGGCCCGACAAGUUCCAUCCUCCCAAGGGACCGUCCACUUACAAGUACAAAUCAGCGGUGGGUGGAGAAGACUUGAAGAGCCACCUGGAGCCCAAGAGCCCACCCUUCGCCUCCGGCUCCAGCUCCAGCUCCAGCUCCGCUCUCCAGCCAUCGACUGCUGCUGACAAGGCCCCCACCAGGCCCAGCUCCCGCUACGAGACCUCCACCUCCGUCAGCCUCCACCCCCCAAAGAGCCCCAGCCACCGGCCCACGAGCCCCAUGGAGUCCCUGAUGGGUCAGCCAGGCAGGGGGUCGUCGUUGUCCACGGGGUCUGGUCCCCGGUCCACGCUGGUCAAGUCCAGUGAUAUCCUGCGGGGCCCUAAGCCAUACGAGAGCUCCUACGGAGAUAAAUGAGAAAAUUGAAGAGGUGAAGAGGGAGGUGGUGUUUGGGGAUGUUUUUCGGAGUGAGGUGCUUGGGUUUUUUGACAGCUUAGCCAGCUCAGGGAAUGUUUUAAAUGAGAGAGAUGUGUGUUGGUGAUACAAAUAAAUCCUCCAGUCCCAUUUGGCAAAAGCAGAUAAGGUGCCAGACGGUGAGUAGGCGUAGGUCGGUGUCUGUAUGGGUGUGUGUGAUUGCGUGUGUGCGUGCGUGCGUGCGUGUGUGUGUGUGUGUGUGUGUGUGUCAGCAGGGUGCAAUUUGUCAAAAAAAAGAACGAAAAGAGAGAAAAAAAACAGCGGUGUGUUUUCUCAGGAGUAUGGAGCUUUAUUCUAACCCUGAAUUUGCAUUAAUCAUUAUGAAACAAUCGUCUCCAGCAUAGGAAGAAAUCAUUUGGCUGAGGUAGGGAUAUCCAAACCAAAAGAAUGUUAAUCUCCCCAUAGUUGAGAUCUCAUCCUGUGUAUCAGUGUGUGCUUAACAGCAAAGGACUCAGUCCUCUAUUUGCCUGUCCAUGGCUGUAUAGUUGAGUGUUAAUUAAGACCUUUUGAUAUUAAUUGAGUUUGUGUGUGAUUGGCUGGCUGGUGAUGGCAAACAUGAUUAAAGAAAACUGUUGACAAACUGGA
This is a messenger RNA of Engraulis encrasicolus (European anchovy), 3737 nucleotides long. Its product is annotated as cylicin-1-like. Lineage: Eukaryota; Metazoa; Chordata; Actinopteri; Clupeiformes; Engraulidae. The transcript is spliced from 24 exons. The coding region runs from base 216 to 3095 and encodes 959 amino acids. The record is from RefSeq and is a predicted model, not a curated record.